GCGGCUCCGCAGGGCCCCCUCGAGGCCAGGGCCCUCCGCAGACGGGCCGGGCUGCUCUUUCCCCUCUCCGCCCCCGAGCUCCUCCUACUUCUUCGUAGUCCCGCCCACCAAGGAAGCCACUACAGCGCCUGCGCCUUCUUCCCUGCCCCGGCCCCUAUCCAAACCGGAAGUCAACCGAGCUCCCAUAGUGCUUCGCGAGUGGCGGGCAUGGUAGCAAACUCGGGAGGGUCGCUCGCGGGUUCAGGUCUUCAGUGUUGCGGUUGUUCUGUUGUGUCAGGGCGCUGCACGAGAUUGGGGCGUCGGUCAGUGCUUUGUCUGCGGAUGCGAUGGCGCUUCUCCGGGGCGUGUGGGGCGUGCUGAGUGCUUUGGGAAAGUCGGGAGCCGACCUCUGCGCGGGCUGUGGCAGUCGACUGCGCUCUCCCUUCAGUUUUGCGAAUGUACCAAAAUGGUUUUCGUCCAGCUUGAGUGGUUAUCCAAAGAAGCCUAUGACUUCAUACGUUCGAUUUUCUAAAGAACAGCUACCCAUAUUUAAAGCUCAGAACCCAGAUGCGAAAAAUUCAGAACUAAUUAAAAAAAUCGCCGAGGUGUGGAGGGAACUUCCUGAUUCAGAGAAAAAGAUAUAUGAAGAUGCUUACAGGGCAGACUGGCAGGCAUACAAAGAAGAGAUACACAGAAUUCAAGAACAACUAACACCAAGUCAAAUGGUAUCUUUGGAAAAAGAAAUCAUGCAGAAACGUUUAAAAAAGAAAGCAUUAAUAAAAAAGAGAGAGUUAACAAUGCUUGGAAAACCGAAGAGACCUCGCUCAGCUUAUAACAUUUUUAUAUCUGAACGCUUUCAGGAAGCUAAGGAAGGUACAUCACAGGUAAAGCUGAAAACUGUAAAUGAAAGCUGGAAAAAUCUCUCUCAUUCUCAAAAGCAAGUAUAUAUUCAACUUGCUGAAGAUGACAAAGUUCGUUAUCAUAACGAAAUGAAAUCUUGGGAAGAACAAAUGGUUGAAGUUGGACGAGAUGAUCUUAUACGACGCUCAAUGAAAUACCCAGCAAAAAAUGACCCUGGGAAGUAUUAAAAUAGAAGAUUGAGUUAUGUUCGUAAUGGAUAGACACAAGAAACCAAUUAGGUCUCAGUACCCAAAGCUGUUGUAAAAUUAGUGGAUAAAGUUGGUAAACAUUUAUAUUUAAUUCCUUUUCUUUAGCCCAUGGACUUCGGCCAGCCAGUUCAACACAUUUUGUAUUGGUGUCUUGCUUUGGAAAACCCAAACAGAUAAGAGUUCAUGUGGAAUUUAUUUUGUGUUUAGAAACUACUGAGCAUCAAACUAAUCCAUGAAAUGUAGCAGUGAAUCAUUUUACCUUUGAUAAAGGUAGAUCAGACUGUGAAGUUUUUUUAUAGUUGAUGACUAUGGAAAGAAUAUUUUUGUUUCCUUAUAUUAUGGAGGCAGGAGUUUCCUAUUCAAAAGUGUCUCAAAGUUUGUGGAAGCCAUUGUAUUCUGUGAUAUAAUUGUGCAUUUUUAAAAGAGCAUCCAGAACUCAUCUUGGUAAAUUCCACAUCCUGGGUAUAAUUCAUAUUGUAGUCAGAGAUGAUGGUUGUACAUGCAAGGGCUUUCUGGUGUCAGUUGCAACUUUUAUAAAAGAGAGAGGUUUAUAAACCUUUUUCCUCAUUAUCUUUUUUCCUAAAUUAAAAACUAAAAAAUUAUGUACCAAAUCUAUGCAUAUUGUUUCAUAUUGCAUAGGAUAAAAAUUUAAGUGUUUCC
Hippopotamus amphibius kiboko is the source of this 1748-nucleotide messenger RNA. RefSeq names its product transcription factor A, mitochondrial (gene TFAM). The record is from RefSeq and is a predicted model, not a curated record. The transcript is spliced from 7 exons. Bases 327 to 1067 code for a protein of 246 amino acids. Gene Ontology annotation, molecular function: transcription cis-regulatory region binding. Lineage: Eukaryota; Metazoa; Chordata; Mammalia; Artiodactyla; Hippopotamidae.